AACUACUGGUGUGAUUCACCAUGGUUACUGAUUAAUGAUAGUAUCGAUGCUAUGAAGAAUGUUAAGCCAGAUCCAGACUUUAUUCUUUGGACAGGCACUGAUUUGAAUUUAGCAACAAUUCAGAACAUAACGUCUAAACUCCAGGAAUCCUUUCCUGGUACAGUUACUUACGCAACUCUUGGUAACAACGACUACUAUCCCAAAGAUCAAUUUCCAACAACAACCAAUAAACUUUAUGUAGGGGUUUCUAUCAUGUGGAGUGACUGGUUAAAAGAGACAGACCAAAUCCAAUCAAUGAAGAGAGUUGGCUAUUAUUCCCUGAAGACAAAGCAUGGUUUACGAAUUUUUGGUCUCAACACUAACCAUUUUUAUUCUGCAAACAAAAUGACGGCUAAUCUAACCGAUCCUGCUGGACAACUCACCUGGCUUGAUCAACAACUAACCGCUGCAAAAUCAAACAAUGAAAAGGUAAGUUGA
Molecule: messenger RNA, 477 nt
Organism: Patella vulgata (common limpet)
Lineage: Eukaryota; Metazoa; Mollusca; Gastropoda; Patellidae
Product: acid sphingomyelinase-like phosphodiesterase 3b
Exons: 3
Source: RefSeq, a predicted model, not a curated record